This is a messenger RNA of Helianthus annuus (common sunflower), 1609 nucleotides long. RefSeq names its product rho GTPase-activating protein 3. Lineage: Eukaryota; Viridiplantae; Streptophyta; Magnoliopsida; Asterales; Asteraceae. Gene Ontology annotation, molecular function: GTPase activator activity. Gene Ontology annotation, biological process: signal transduction. The record is from RefSeq and is a predicted model, not a curated record. The transcript is spliced from 5 exons. The coding region runs from base 71 to 1483 and encodes 470 amino acids.
UCAUUCAUUCAUUCUUUAUUCAUCUUAUUACUCUCUUCUUCAAUCUUCGUUCAUUCAACUCUCCUCCUUUAUGACGUCACACUUCAGAUCCAAAUCCUGUGGCGGUCUUCCCCACCCCAAAGCCUCUUUUUUCCGGUACUCCUUCUCUUCAUCAAAACCUGACAAUGAUCAUAACAAUGACGAUGAUGAUGACGAUGAUGAUGUUUGCUUCUGUUGUCAAGAUUAUAAUAGUCCAAUAACCACUCCGUUUAUCACUCCUCGUCAACCUCAGUCGCAUCACAAUUUCACUAUUGUGUCUGUUUUGUUAACCGCCUUACGCAAGUCGCUUCUCACCUGCACUGUUAAUGAUGCCGACGAUGAUGUUGUAUCCUCGUUGGAUAUCGGUGGCCCUACGGAUGUUCGCCAUGUGUCUCAUGUUACGUUUGAUCGGUUUAAUGGUUUCCUUGGUUUGCCUCAGUUUCUUCAGUCCGAUGUCCCGCGUAAAGUCCCCAGUGCAAGCGUGUGCGUGUUUGGAGUAUCUGUGGAGUCUAUGCAAUGUUCUUAUGAUGAGAGAGGGAACAGCGUGCCAACCAUACUUCUAACAAUGCAAAAGCGUUUAUAUUCGGGAGGCGGUCUUCAAGCGGAAGGAAUAUUCCGGAUAAAUGGCGAAAACGGUCAAGAAGAGUAUAUUAGGAAGCAACUCAACAAAGGGUUUGUACCCCAUGGAGUUGAUGUUCAUUGUUUAGCUGGUUUAAUUAAGGCAUGGUUUAGAGAACUUCCUACCGGCGUACUUGAUUCUUUGACCCCAGAUCAAGUCAUGCAUUGCAAUACAGAAGACGAGUGCACUCAGCUUGUUAAAUCGCUACCUCCAACUGAGGCUGCACUUCUCGAUUGGGCCAUAAAUUUAAUGGCGGAUGUUGUUAAAUUUGAUCGUAUAAACAAGAUGAACGCACGGAAUAUCGCUAUGGUUUUUGCUCCCAAUAUGACUCAGAUGGCGGAUCCUUUGACGGCAUUGAUUCACGCAGUUCAAAUCAUGAACUUGCUAAAAACGCUUGUAAUAAAAACUCUUCGUGAAAGAGAAGAAUCAUCGCCCAAUUUUAAGCCAAUAAUUUCAUGUGAAGAUUAUCCUUCUCCCAACAAUAGAUCAGAGUAUCGUAGUCCUUUACAGAGCGCGACUUUGAACAGACUAGGAACCGAAAACGAAGAACGGUUCUGGAGUUUUUCAAGAAAGAGCGGGUCUAUAGUGGAAUAUGAUUACAUGUCGGGCAAGAACUCGCCUGUUUCAAGUAAAGACGAUUCGUUAGAGAGUGUUGAACGGGCAAAACAAGAACAACAUGAGCAGCAUAGAGAGGUGGUAAAUAUAGAGGGGAUGUUAGAAAAGUUAAGUUUGAGAAAAGGUGUAAGGAGGUUACGCAGACACCCGGUGUUUCAGUUGAGUAAGCCUGCCAAGAAGACUGGAACCGUGAUUGUCGAUGCUAGGGGCAGUGGCGAAGCGUGGUCUUGAUAUGAAUAUUUAUUGUAAAAAUCCUAGUGGUUGGUCAAGACUUAAGACACAACCUCAUUAACCAUGUUUAAUAACUCUCAUUAAAGUUUAGGGAUAUCUAAUAAAAGUUAACAUCUACUUGUAACU